AUGUUACCGUCUUAUAGUGAAGUUGAAUUCUCCCUUUUUAGAUGCGGCAGAACCAUGCACAAAGAAAAUCAGAGUACUAUCUCUGAAUUCUUCCUCCUGGGACUCAUGGUGGGAUCUGAAAAGCAGCAGCUCAUUUUCAUGAUAUUUCUGUGCAUGUAUCUGGUCACCAUGGUGGGAAACAUACUUAUCAUUCUGGCUAUUAUCAGUGAUGCUCACCUCCAUAGCCCCAUGUACUUCUUCCUUGCCAAUCUCUCCUUCACCGACAUCUGCUUCACAACCACUGCAGUCCCCAAAAUGCUAGCAGAUAUGAGAAGCCAAAGCCCAAGCAUCUCCUUUGCAGGAUGUCUUGCACAAAUGUAUUUUUUUAUGCUCCUGGUGGACCUAGAUAAUUUCCUCUUGGCAGCCAUGGCCUAUGACCGGUACAUUGCCAUCUGUCGCCCGCUACAUUAUGCUGCAUUACUGAAUCCCAAGCACUGUGCCCUGUUGGUUGUGACUCCAUGGGUUAUCUCCAACCUUGUCUCAGUGUUGCAUCUCAGUCUGCUGAGCCACAUGACUUUCUGUGAUCAGAGGGCAAUCCCACACUUCUUCUGUGACCUGGAACCCAUUUUAAGACUUGCUUGCUCGGACACCCAAAUCAACAACCUGCUAAUUCUAAUCAUUGGUGGAGUGGUUAUCUUCAUCCCCUUCACCUUUAUUCUUGUCUCCUAUGCGCUUAUUGGCAGCACUGUGCUUGGGGUUCCGUCAGUCAAGGGGAAGUGGAAAACAUUCUCUACAUGUGGCUCCCAUCUCUCUGCUGUGUCUCUCUUCUAUGGAUCCAUCAUUGGGGUCUACUUUCUCCCCUCUUCUACUUACUCAGCACAGAGGGAUAAUGUGGCUGCUGUCAUGUAUACAAUUGUAACCCCCAUGAUGAACCCCUUCAUCUAUAGUCUAAGGAACAAGGACAUGAAAGGAGCACUGAGGAGACUACUCAGCAGACAAAGCUUAUUCUGGAGUCCAUGA
Lepus europaeus (European hare) is the source of this 999-nucleotide messenger RNA. RefSeq names its product olfactory receptor 1468-like. The record is from RefSeq and is a predicted model, not a curated record. Gene Ontology annotation, cellular component: membrane. Gene Ontology annotation, molecular function: olfactory receptor activity; G protein-coupled receptor activity. Gene Ontology annotation, biological process: G protein-coupled receptor signaling pathway. NCBI's taxonomy places the organism in Eukaryota, Metazoa, Chordata, Mammalia, Lagomorpha, Leporidae.